AUGAAUUCUACUCUAUUCACAAAGGCAGCGAUACCAUCGCGCAUACUAUCGCCUGCCCAGAUAUACAGAAGACAGAGGUUACGACAAAAUUUACGAAGGCGCGCCCAAAGUAGCACAAUAUGUUCGCUUUCCAAGAGACCAAGUCACCAAGGAGCACAGCCAUUGUACCAAGCUGCUUUGUCUAAAAGGUUCUUUCAUGCCACCCCCAAUGCCCUAGCAAUGAAGGAUCCGUAUCAAGCCCUUGGAGUGGGUAAAUCUGCUUCAGCAGCUGAAAUUAAAAAAGCCUACUAUGGAUUAGCCAAGAAAUUCCACCCAGAUACAAACAAGGAUCCAUCAGCGAAAGAUAAGUUUGGUGAGAUCCAAUCGGCGUACGAGAUCUUGUCCGACCCGAGUAAGAAGGAGCAGUAUGAUCAGUUCGGAGCCGCCGCCUUUAACCAAGGUGGUGGACCUCAACCAGGAGGCGGCGAUCCGUUCGGUGGCGCAGGACAUCCCUUCUCAGGCUUUGGCGCUCAAGGAGGAUUUGGUGCCAACUUCAACUUCGAUGAUCUAUUUUCUGCAUUUGCCGGCGGACGAGGUCCUUUUGGCGGAUCAGGUCGCUCUAGUGGUGCGCAGGAGAUCCUGGUUGGUGAAAACAUCGAGGUACAAACGAGCAUAUCAUUCAUGGAGGCAGCAAAAGGGACGCACAAGUCUAUCACAAUACACCCACUCGUGAAAUGUGAACCCUGUUCCGGAAGUGGUUUGAAGCCGGGCACUAAGCAAACAAAGUGUCAUAACUGUGGCGGCACGGGCACAGAAGUACACUUUAUGACAGGUGGUUUCCAGAUGGCAUCCUCUUGUGGCACUUGUGGCGGCACUGGAAAGGUAGCUCCCAAAGGUUCAGACUGUCGAUCAUGCGCGGGCAGUGGUGCGGUCCGAGAGCGCGAUACCAUUACCGUAGAUAUCCCGGCCGGUAUCGAAGAUGGGAUGAGGUUACGGAUAGAUGGGCGGGGCGAUGCCCCCGUUACUGGUGGUAGCGUAGGAUCGAGUCCCAGGACAGCUCGAGGAGAUCUCUACGUUUUUGUGCGAGUCGCCCCUGAUACUAAAUUUAGACGGGCGGGAUCGGAUAUUCUCUACACAGCAGCCAUCCCGUUGACCACGGCAAUUCUGGGCGGCUCAGUGAAUAUUCCUACGUUGGACGGGGAAGUCGAAGUGAAGGUUGGGACAGGCACGAACACAGGUGACAAGAUUACACUAUCCGGACUAGGUAUGAAGAAACUGGGUGCUCGACGCAGCGCUACGGGAGACUUGAAAGUGGAAUUCCGAGUCUCGAUGCCGAAGUAUCUCUCCUCCAACCAGAGAAUGAUUUUGGAAAUGUUGGCAGAUGAGAUGGGCGACAAAUCGGCUAAGCGGAUCAUGAACGUGAAUGUACCAGGUGCUAGUGGUAAGGAAGCCACGAAAAACGACGACCCGGAAACGCAUAGAAAUGAAGGGUUUCUAAAGUCUUUGUGGCAUAACUUAACAAAUAACCCGGCCCAUCAAAAGCCAGAAGAGCAAGAUUCCGAGAAGAAAUCCGACAAAAAGACUAAGAAAUAG
This is a messenger RNA of Hypoxylon fragiforme, 1572 nucleotides long. RefSeq lists its product as uncharacterized. The transcript has 3 exons. Gene Ontology annotation, molecular function: heat shock protein binding; ATP binding. Lineage: Eukaryota; Fungi; Ascomycota; Sordariomycetes; Xylariales; Hypoxylaceae. The record is from RefSeq and is a predicted model, not a curated record. Gene Ontology annotation, biological process: response to heat; protein refolding. Bases 1 to 1572 code for a protein of 523 amino acids. Gene Ontology annotation, cellular component: cytoplasm.